UGUUAAACUUUGGGUAUUUUUGAAGAUUUUUUUGAUUUUUUGUGUUUCUAUUAUUGUUGUUGCCUACGUUGAGUCUCCCAUUUGGUGUUGUUUUGAUGAAACCAUGACCGGGUCAUUAAUGGUUCCCAUAGUUUAUAUAAAUGAUGAUUUGGGUGAGGAUGCAAUAACUGAUCCAUAUGGUAUACCACUGUUGGGGGUAUUUAUUUUGCUGUUGUCAUCCUUUUGUGUUUCAAACUUUGAAACACAUAUAGAGGGCUUUGAAAAAAAAGUUGUUGAGUAUAAUAAAUGUCCGGCUUGUGUUGUGUAUUCUUCGUGGUAUGGUGCGUGCUUGAUUUUGAUAAUUUUUCAUGGCUUUCAUGUUUUUGUGGGUUUGUUGUUUUUGUCUGCGGUUUUAUUUCGUAUUUAUUUUUAA
Molecule: messenger RNA, 412 nt
Organism: Protopolystoma xenopodis
Lineage: Eukaryota; Metazoa; Platyhelminthes; Monogenea; Polystomatidea; Polystomatidae
Source: the annotation of a GenBank genome assembly